CCGCCGAGGAAACACAAUGUAAAGUGAGUGCGUGACGCGAUUUUUUCCGCCGUCGUCCCACGAUCUCUCGCGAGGCGCUUAAGGAUUCUCGGGCGCGUGUGUAUGUGUGUGUGUGUACGUGUGAGGUGCCCUGCCGGGAACUAGUUGAAGAGGGAGUUGAACCCCUCCCAGCUUGACAACCCCCCCACGGAAGGAACCUUCCUUGGAAGGGUUGACUUCCCUGGAAAAAAUCGUUGAAAUUCCCCACUAGAAAACAGGAAUUUCCCGGAAAAGUGUGUGAGUGUGUGUGCACACCCUGAGGGGUAGUGAAAAGGGAAGGGCUGUGCAGAGAUAGUGCAUUCGAGAACCCCCCCCCCCUCACGUCCCGUGGGAGCAAUUUUUCGCCGGGAGUCACCGGGAUGGCCGGGAUUCCAACCGCGGAGUUUUCCGGAGCUUUUCCAAAAGUGGCAAACGAAGAAUUUCCACCCAACUGAGAUUGUGUACGAGUCCGGAAACAAAAAUUCCACCUGACAGUGAGUGUGGGGUUGUGUGUGCGUGCAUUUUAAAAUUUACGACCCCACGUGGGGCGGUGCGCGCGGUAAAUCCACGUGAAAACCGUGUCCAAAGUGCUCAACAAAAAAAUCGCAGAAAAAAGAAGUGGUUGAAAAGUGUCAUUUAUCAUAAUCCUAGAGAUUAAACAAACAACACCCCCGCUCGAAAGCUGUUAAUGUGUGUACGUGUGUGCAGAGCACACACUCGCUUAAUGAAUGAGCACGUUGGAUUACAGGCCGACUUACAUAAUACUCCCACGCGCGAAUAACCCGGGUGCUUGCCGUGGUGGUAAUUGGAUAAAACGAGUGCUGUUUAACGAUUUGAACAGCCAGGGUCGCCGUCCAGGUGUCCCGGUGGGUAAGCCCGGUAAUCGCGUCCAGUGAGUGAAUAAUUCAUUAGCCAGAUAUCCCCCAACCAACCCCCGCAUCACAACACGACAGCGAAAAAAAAAAAGAAAGGAAAAUUUGUGUUCACCAAUGUGGAAAAUUACAACCGUGACGCGUGGUGCGUGAGUGCGACUGGGAAUUGUAACGUGUUGUGUCCGACUUUUAGCUCCCCCCCGCCUCCCCAAAAGCCGAUGGUGAUGAGUUGUAACUAGAUACGAGAGUUUCCGGUUUUGGCGGAGGAUUGGACGGAAGUCGGGACAGGAUUUGCAGGCCAGCCCAGUACGUCCAGAGUGAAGCCACCCCGUCAUCGGUUGAAACCAGCUGCUCCGAUUUCCCACGUGGUGUGAAAGGUGCGAAAAUAUAAACAGAAAAAAAAACUGUGUGCUCGUGUGUGUGCCCCUCCGUGCAGGUUUUAAUGAGACCAAGGGGAGGCGCCCCCAAACCCCGGACUGGUGGCAUGCGUACUCAUAUUUCAAACCCGUGGCCACGACGCCAACCACGGCGGGCCCAAAAUUGAAUCCUGACACGGAACACCGACCCUCUGGACUCGAUGGGGGAAGUGGAAUUAAUUCCAACUUGGUUUUGGGAAACUAUUUGCUCAAAGAAUAACUAACCAGUUCAACGGCACGGAAAACCAAGUGAAAGUUUUUGGUGGGGAGGAGUUUAAGGUCACCACGCACCACAAACACUUCCAGCGAGGCCUGAAAGUGACGCACGUCAGCCAUUUAAUUACCCUCCAAGAUUCGGAAAAUUCUUCCCACGCCCCUCCUCUCGGAAAAAUUAAUCGGACCAGGAUCUUGGCCGACGAUCGACCGUGGUGGGGCAAUAAACAUAAAAAGUAAACAUUAUUAUCACGACCUACCGCCAUCAUCGACAUCGUCCAGUGUUUGUGCGCGAGUGUGUGUGUGAGAGUUAACCGGGGUCAAUUGGAAUAAUAUUUGCCAUUUUCCUCCUGGAGAGUGUGGGGGGAAAUUGCUCGCACGUGAUCAUUGAAAAUUUUGCGCCGGAAAAGUGAUACACUGAAAAUUUUAAAACGAAAACGAACGAAAAAAACUGCUCAAAUUUACGCUCAACAGUGCAUGGAAGCAUUAAAUCAGCAUUAAAGGGCAAUGUUUGUACACCGUGCUGAUUGGUUCAAUGUGCGUGUGGGUGAUGUUUGCAGAGAGGAAUAAAAAAAUAAGUUGAAAAGCAGCCAGCAAAAAUAAAUAAGUAAAGUGUUUAAUUAUUUCGUGCCCCACCCGCGAGUGCGCGUCAAUCAAUAUUUAGUGAAUCGGUAGAAGAAAAAAAGAGGCAGAGAAAGCAACAAAGAAGAAGCGUUCCAAUUUGUGAAAUAAAAAUAAAUAAAUAAAUAUCUGCCAGCGUAACACGGAGGAAAAUAAAUAAAUAAAUAAUUAUCGGAAAAAAAUAUAGGCUAGCAAAUGGUGUUGACGCAGCAGCUCAAAGCUCGUAGCAUGGCGGUGACAGCUGGUGGCCGUGGCUGCCAGAUGAUGAUGGCAGCACUGGUACUAGUACUGCUGCUGAUGCUGGGACCUGGAGUGCACGGCGAGGCGUUUAAAUCAGAUGUGCCCGUGCACGUGGAACGGGUCCUGGUGAACGAUACCGCCCAGAUCAAGUGUGACGUGUCGUCGAACCUGCCCAACGACCGGAUACUGCUGGUCGUUUGGUACAAGGAUAACGUGCCGAUUUACAGCUACGACACACGGGUGAAAAGCAGCGAGCUUCCGUCCCACUGGAAGGACGUUUCCAUCCUGGAAAACCGUGCCAACUUCAAGCCACUGCGGGACAAGAGCCGGGCAGAGCUGGUCAUCGUGCCAGUUCUGAAAAAGGACGCCGGCGUGUUCCGCUGUCGAGUAGAUUUUUUACUUUCACCUACAAAAAAUAGCAACGUAAACUUAGAAAUAGUGGUGCCUCCGGAGGUGCCAAAAAUCCAGGACUCCACCGGGUUCGAGCUUCCGGCGCACGCCGGUCCCUACGAGGAAGGUGGCAACCUGGAGCUGACCUGCAUCGUUACCGGGGGCAUUCCGACGCCGAAAAUCACCUGGUCCAGCAACGGCAAGGUGCUCCCCAGCACCAUGAUGGAGUACUCCCACGAGGCCACGCUUAGCAGCAAGCUGGUCGUGCGGAACCUGUCCCGGGACCACCAGCACAGCGUGUACACCUGCCAGGCCAGCAAUUACUACAAGCGGAACGUGACCGCCAACGUCACGAUCGAGCUGAGGCUGCGUCCCCUGGCGGUCGAGAUCGUCAACGGCAGCACGCCGCUGUCCUCGGACCGGCGCUACAUCGUCCAGUGCGAGUCGAGCGGGUCCCGGCCGCCGGCCAAGAUCACCUGGUGGAAGGACGGCACGCAGCUGAUUGGCUCCAAUCAAACGACUUCCGAGGACGGCAACAGCACCAUGUCCUCGCUGGCCAUCACGCCGACCCGGGACGACCACGGCAAAACGCUCACCUGCCGGGCCACCAACGAGCUGGUCAAGCGCGGCACCAAGGAGACCGCCAUCAAGCUGAACGUGUUCUAUCUGCCCACGCUGAAGCUCGAGCUCGGCACGAAUAUGAACCCGGAAGACAUCGAGGAAGGAGAUGACGUGUACUUUGAAUGUAAAGUGAAUGCAAAUCCUUCUGCAUACAAAGUGGUGUGGAAGCAUAAUGACCAAGUCGUUCAGCACAACUCCAAGACGGGCGUGAUAAUGAGCAGCACGGCGCUGGCACUGCAGGCCGUCACGCGGCACCAGGCCGGCAACUACACCUGCAUUGCGUCCAACGUCGAGGGGGACGGCGCGAGCAACACCGUGGACCUGAAAGUGAUGUACAAACCCAUCUGCCGGCCGGACCAGAAGAAAAUCUACGGCGUGGCGCGGAACGAGGCCGCCGAGAUUCUGUGCCAGGUGGACGCGUACCCGCCACCGGAGUCCUUCAAGUGGUCCUUCAACAACACUGCCGAAACGAUCGACAUGCCCCAGAGCGGCUACCGGGUGCACGCCGAGCAGGCCUCCUCGCUGACGUACACGCCGGUUAAGGAGCUGGACUACGGUACCAUCAUGUGCUGGGCGGACAACGCCGUCGGGCAGCAGCGGGAACCGUGCGUGUUUCACCUGAUCGCGGCCGGCAAACCGGAAAUGCCCUACAACUGCUCGCUGACCAACCAGACGUCCAACUCGCUGGAGGUAGACUGCGCGGAGGGUUUCGACGGCGGUCAGCGCCAGUGGUUCGUGAUGGAAAUCUACGACCAGCAAACCCACGCCAUCAUGGCGAACGCGACCUCCCGGAUACCGAUCUUCAACGUGGGCGGGCUCGACUCGGGCCGGUUGCUGAAAAUUGUCAUCUACGCGACCAACAUGCGGGGCCGCAGCGAGGCGAUCCUGAUGAACGCGUACACGCUCAAACCGGCGGAAAAGCAGACAGGUCCCCACGGCGAGUUCGAGCUGUCGCCGAUCCUGUCGAUCGGGAUCUUCAUCGCCAUCCUGACGGUGAUAAUCUGCAUCAUCAUCGCCGUCGCGGCCGCGUUCAAGCUGCGGGCCAGCCAGACGACGGCCACCAAGGCGGGCCACCACCACGGCGCGAACGGGGGCGGCGGCGUCCUCGGCAAGCGGCCCGGUAAUCUGCCAAUUAAGGAGAAAAUCUCGUUACCGCUGAGCCAGUCGGAGGACAUGUACGACGAGAAAAACCCGGACGUGGUGCCCACGAACGAAGAUCCCGACUACAAAUUGAUAUCGGCAAAUCAAACCCCAACGGCGCUGCAUAAUUCACUAUGCAACAGCAAACACGACAUUAUUGGAAGGACGAUACUGGACGAUAGCCGGAAAACGUACCUCACCGGGUCGUCUAACGAAGUCCACUACGCCGAAUUAGCCCUGGCAAUACCUCACGAUGACAAUAGCAAUAAAAAUCACCUAAAUCAUCUGAAAAAGCUGCCGCCCCCUCCGGCGUACAACUACUUCGACGAGCCGACGAUCUACGCCCAGAUAGACCACGGUGGCAGCACCAACUUCAAAACGUCCGCCGCCACCUCCCCGUACCCGCUGAUAUCGCCCGUGACGCAGCCGGUGGCCAUUCCGCCGGUCCUAAAUCAGUCACAAUUAACGUUACAGCUGCAGCAGCAGCAGCAGCAGCAGCAGCAGCACACGCCAACAACGCUGCUGCAAAAUCAUCAACAACAUACGCCGACAUCGCUGCAACACCCACAGCAGCAGCCUAAUAAUAAUAAACAAUACCUGCGCGAAAUUGUGACAGUACGGACGCCGCUGGCGUUUUCGCAGCAGGAGAGCUGUGUUUAAUUAAAAUUUACUUCCAACACACCACGGCCAGGUUCUCCGGUCGGAGAGAAAAAGCCAUAAACUGACAGCGGAACGGAGCGACCGUCACUGCGGCCACCACGUGCUGUGUAGUGCGGCGGUUAGGCGACGGCAAGGUUUUGGGUUUUGCUUGCAUUCGGGUGAAUUACGCCUGGAGCGUCGUAGAUGCGCUGCACUGUGGACACACACGUCAGUUGAUGGGCGACGUUGUUGUGUGCGUUUGGGGCUGGUCAGUUUGGGGUGAUGACAGGGUUGUUGAAGUGUGUUUUGUGUGUGGACCUAUAGUCCUAUGGUAAUGGUUAUGUACAAUGGUUAAAAAACAACAUAUCUAAUCACUUUUUUUUCAUUUUAAUGCAAACAAACUAUAAAUGUCAAGGGACCAUCCAUAAACCACGUAGACAACUGGGUCAUGAAAAUAAGGUCAAAUUGCUGAUAUUCUUGUCUACAACGAUAAAGCUUAUUUUAUAAGCACAAUGAUACUUUGUAUACAACCUCAAAAGUUUUGAAAUGGAUUUUGCUCAAAAGUUUUGAAAUGGAUUUUAAAAUCUAUUUUGAAAAAAUAACGUAGUGGACUUUCUUGAAAGAACCUUGUUUGACAGCUCGUUCCAAGGGAAUCAUCGUUGAUCCAUACCCGCAUAGUCAACAACCAUACAGUCACCAUUUGUCGAAUGAUUUUUCCUAAAUGAUCUUGAUAAUACACCCAAUAGGGUGCAACCGUACAUUUUCCAUUCCCCAAACAAUCCUACAAUUUAUUAAAUAGGUCGUUAGGUUAUGUUACAAUACAUUUUUACAAGGGAUUUUUUUCGUGGAUCAUAGUCGUACACUACCCCAAACUGUUCAAUUCUCAUUUUAUUUGAACCGUACCACAAAUUAAUAAAAUAUGAUAUUAAAUGGUGAACUGCUUUAUCGACACUUACCGACACCAUUUGAAAAGGGAGGAGCCAAAAAAUAAACUUUACAAUAUUCUGGGAACUGUGGAUUUAACGGGAAUGGUAAGUAUAUGAUUAUUAAUGGUUAGCGUUUUUUUUGUAAUGUCCGGGAUUUGUUACCGCUUGAUGAUGAUGUCUCCUGUUGAUUCUUCCGUGGUGCUGCCGCCUUAUCUAAUUGAGCUAUCUCAGUUACAUUACGUUUGGCGGUUUAA
Molecule: messenger RNA, 6350 nt
Organism: Culex quinquefasciatus (southern house mosquito)
Lineage: Eukaryota; Metazoa; Arthropoda; Insecta; Diptera; Culicidae
Product: synaptogenesis protein syg-2
Exons: 17
Coding region: 2336-5191 (951 amino acids)
Molecular function (GO): protein binding
Source: RefSeq, a predicted model, not a curated record